Molecule: messenger RNA, 2498 nt
Organism: Hevea brasiliensis (rubber tree)
Lineage: Eukaryota; Viridiplantae; Streptophyta; Magnoliopsida; Malpighiales; Euphorbiaceae
Product: probable alkaline/neutral invertase B
Exons: 4
Coding region: 681-2375 (564 amino acids)
Biological process (GO): sucrose catabolic process
Molecular function (GO): sucrose alpha-glucosidase activity; endo-alpha-N-acetylgalactosaminidase activity
Source: RefSeq, a predicted model, not a curated record
UUUUGACUCUACAAAAGAGAAACAACGCCGCCAUUACAGGCUCCGUAGACCCACAAAACCAAAAACACUGCACGCCGUGUAGAUCGUUUGCAACGAAGAAUCUAUCACAAUUUACAUAUUUACAAGUCCAUGAAGGUGAAAUUACUGUUUAAGACAGAAGUGACCUUUUUUUUUCAAAGGUUGACAAGCUAUAGGAGAACAUCCCAAGCCACCUUCGGAUACUUCUAUGUUGUCUACGUCACUCAAAUCCCCCUCUUUUUUACCGGCUCAAUCAGUCAGUGGGGCUUUAUAACUGGCAAUAACCAGUAGCAUCACGGCUAGUUUCGCCUACCGCCACAUAUAAAGUGCGCGGCAUCAGGCAGGUCGAAGCACGUUCCUUUCAUGGGUUGAUGUUCACGAAGGUAGAGUAAGUCUGUUCUUGCACGCCCUCGGCGCUUCCUAGGUCUGUUUCUUUCCUUCUAUAAUAUGGUUCUCUAAUCUCUAUGUUAACUCUAUAAAGAGGGUCUUUUUAUUUGUUAUAUGUAAUUUUCUGCAUUUAUCAAUAAUCCCAGUUGGGAGAUUUGCCUAAUUACAGUUCUUGGGGUUAAGGUAUAUUAAGGUUUGCUUCUGUUGAUCGAAUGCAGAUUUUUCUUCUCUUAAAACUGAUAUUGGUGAGAUUCCUUUGAUCAAGAAUUUCAAGAAUGUCUCCAAUUGCUGCCAUCGAUGUUUCUAAUAAUGGAAGUGUUAAAAGCUUGGAGACAACAGGCUCUAUAUUUGAAAUUGAAGAUUCUGAUAUUUUAAAAUUGUUGGAGAGACCUAGACCGAUUAAUAUAGAGAGGAAGAGAUCCUUUGAUGAAAGGUCUUUCAAUAGUGAACUGUCAAUUACCUUAUCACCUCGUCUUAGUUACAGAAACCAUCUUGAGAUUGGGUCUCCGGCAGGAAGAAGGUCUGGUCAUAAUACGCCACUGUCAGGCUGUUAUUUUGAGUUACAUCCUAUGGUGGCUGAAGCGUGGGAAUCAUUGAGGCGUUCCUUGGUUUAUCACCGUGGGCAGCCUGUUGGAACUCUUGCUGCAUUGGACCAUUCUAUGGAAGAACUCAACUAUGAUCAGGUCUUUGUUAGAGAUUUUGUCCCAAGUGCCUUGGCUUUUUUGAUGAACGGGGAGCAUGAAGUAGUCAAGAAUUUUAUCUUGAAAACUCUUCACCUCCAGUCUUGGGAGAAAAGGAUAGAUCAGUUCAAGCUAGGAGAAGGAGUGAUGCCAGCAAGUUUUAAAGUGCUGCAUAAACCUGAGAAGAACAUUGAGACUUUAAUUGCAGACUUUGGUGAGAGUGCAAUAGGAAGAGUUGCUCCUGUUGAUUCUGGAUUUUGGUGGAUUAUAUUGCUUCGUGCAUAUACGAAGUCUACUGGCGAUUCUUCCUUGGCUGAGAGACCAGAUUGCCAAAGGGGUAUGCGCCUUAUCCUGACUUUGUGCCUGUCAGAAGGCUUUGAAACGUUCCCAACUCUGCUCUGUGCCGAUGGAUGCUGUAUGAUUGACCGUAGAAUGGGUGUAUAUGGAUAUCCUAUUGAGAUACAAGCACUCUUCUUUAUGGCUUUAAGGUGUGCUUCGAUUUUACUUAAACAUGAUGAGGAGGGCAAGGAAUUUAUUGAGAGGAUAGUUUCACGCCUCCAUGCUUUAAGCUAUCACAUGCGCAGUUAUUUUUGGCUGGAUCUGAAGCAGCUUAAUGAUAUAUAUCGAUAUAAAACAGAGGAGUACUCUCAUACUGCAGUUAACAAGUUCAAUGUCAUGCCUGACUCUCUUCCAGAUUGGGUGUUUGAUUUCAUGCCUACUCGUGGUGGCUACUUCAUUGGAAAUGUGAGUCCAGCAAGGAUGGACUUCCGAUGGUUCUGCUUGGGUAACUGUGUUGCUAUUUUGUCAUCCCUAGCAACCCCAGAGCAAGCUUCAGCAAUAAUGGAUCUCAUUGAAUCCCGUUGGGAAGAAUUGGUUGGAGAAAUGCCAUUGAAGAUCUGUUAUCCAGCCAUAGAAAAUCAUGAAUGGCGUAUUGUGACUGGCUGUGACCCAAAGAAUACAAGGUGGAGUUACCACAAUGGAGGCUCUUGGCCAGUACUUCUAUGGCUCCUUACAGCAGCCUGUAUCAAAACUGGGCGUCCACAAAUUGCAAGGCGUGCCAUUGAACUCACUGAAACCCGAUUGUCAAAGGACCACUGGCCUGAAUAUUAUGAUGGAAAACUUGGUCGAUUUGUUGGAAAGCAGGCUCGCAAGUUCCAAACAUGGUCGAUUGCAGGGUACCUGGUGGCUAAGAUGAUGCUAGAAGAUCCUUCUCAUCUGGGUAUGAUAUCACUUGAAGAAGACAAGCAAAUGAAGCCCCUGGUGAAAAGAUCUGCUUCAUGGACUUGUUAGCAUUAUGUAAACAUUUAAACAUUAGUUAAAUUUGUUAGAUCUUCAAUUGGACGAUGGAAACUUUAUGUAACCCAUCCGAUAAUAAUAUGUUAUUAUUUUUUAUUAAACAAUUAUUUUUAUGUA